ACAUCACCGCCACCGGGCCAUUUACAUCCAAACUGCCUGCUGGCCCUGACGACGUCGCCAUCGCUAGCUAGCAUCAGCUCGGUUAACUAAAAGUUAGCUAUCGGCUAAGCUAGGUCUUUCGAUUGGUACACAGAGAAAUACCACGUUCAUCAUCGUAAGAAAACUUACCUUUUUGGGGAAUUCUAGUUUGUGGAAUUGGAUGUACAUCACUCCAGGGACGCAGGUACAAAGUAAGUAGUUGGUCGAGGAAUACGUCAUCAUCAGGCGACACGUGUUGCUGCUGUCCUAGCAAGCUACUGUCGACCUAGCCUCAUUCUCCAGACUGAGUCAGUAACCGCUGUUUUGAGUCUCGAUGACGGCCUCCACUCGCAGGACGGUGUUGUCACUGUACAUGCGGGUGUUUCGCCUCGCCCGAAGCUGGCAGGCACAGAGUGCAGUUAUAAGUGACACGGAGUCUGAGAGGAAAUACAUACGUCAGGAGGCCUGCACUUUGUUCAGGCAGAACCAGCAGCUCACAGAUGAAGAAUCAAUAAAGCGGUGUAUAGAAGAAUGUGAAGCAAGGAUAGAAAUAGGUCUACAUUACAGGAACCCGUAUCCCAGGGCUAUGCACCUGCCACCUCUGGGACUGGCAACUCAGAAAGGCAGGAAGCUGCGAGCGCAGCAGCGCCUGAGGAAGCAGGCCAAGCCAAUAUACUUACAGUCACAUGACGACACCUGAUGCUCAAUAUCCUCCCUCCACGCCAAGAGUUCAAGUUACCAGGGGCAGGAAACUAGAGUGCAUUCACAAACUGAUCUCGUGGGCCGAAUUGCAAGCACUCAAUGAUGCAAGAACAGCCAUCAUUCAGGAAAAAGCCAUUUCUCAUUGUACUUCGACGUGAGUUCUGACUGUAGCUGAAGAGUGUCGGCUCCUGUUCAGCUCAGGAAAGGUCAGGGUGGAGUGACCUGUAAUAUAAGAUCAAGUUGUAUAUUUUAUUUACUUUAAUGUGUAAAGAUUGUUGUAAUACUUGGCAUUCUUUAAAUAAAGUUGUCUUUCAUUCUACUAA
This is a messenger RNA of Cottoperca gobio, 1043 nucleotides long. RefSeq names its product LYR motif containing 1 (gene lyrm1). The transcript has 6 exons. Gene Ontology annotation, cellular component: mitochondrion. The coding region runs from base 353 to 718 and encodes 121 amino acids. The record is from RefSeq and is a predicted model, not a curated record. NCBI's taxonomy places the organism in Eukaryota, Metazoa, Chordata, Actinopteri, Perciformes, Bovichtidae.